Messenger RNA from Halichondria panicea, 451 nucleotides. RefSeq lists its product as uncharacterized. The transcript has 4 exons. The coding region runs from base 72 to 374 and encodes 100 amino acids. The record is from RefSeq and is a predicted model, not a curated record. Lineage: Eukaryota; Metazoa; Porifera; Demospongiae; Suberitida; Halichondriidae.
GGUGUGUCUCAGUGCUCUACAUUAAAAUCUGUAAACAAAGCCUGUAAUUUUAGUGCUGGCUAGGAUCUAGGAUGGAAUCUCUCAAGGAUUUGCCCAGUUACAAUAAAGAUAACUUCUCCAACUUCACCCAAGGAUUUAGUAAGACUGCAGUCAAGAUUAAUCAUUAUCUGAGGGUGAACACUAAUGACAGCAGCAAGAAAAAACCUUUAGAGAUAGUGACGGAUAUGGAGUCAUUGCUACUCAGAGAUUUGCAGAGAGAAGCAAAACAAAGACAACGUCUCAAGCGCUGGUCUCAAGGAUCCCCAUCACUGGCUGUCAAGAUGAGCAAAACUGAUGACAGUAGUCAAUCUAGUGACUCUAGUAUGUCAUCAUGAGCUUAUUUCGGCAUGUAACGUACACUUUUUUAUCGUAGCACAAUCACGAUGUCAAAAUAUAUUCAUUUAUUAUGCAA